AAGAGAAUGAGAAUGGUGUCAAAGGUCGUAAAAAGGAUACCGAUGAGCAAGUUGAAGACGAUGAAAGUGAUGUCGUCAGCGAUCAAGAAAAGAUGAUGGAAGAUUUUGACUCUAAAUUGGUGGAAUAUUUUAAACAACAAAAACUUGAAAAAUUAAGGAAAAAAGAUGUUAAAUAUCAAAAGAUACAUUUCAAGUAUAAGAUCAUUGGACUGUUAAGAAUUUUUGCUUAUUCACAACACAAAAAUCCCCUCAUUCUCGAGCUUAUUGUUCCUUUACUUGAGUUAUCCAAAAAUCCAAGAUCUAACGAAAUCUCAGGAACCGCGUCUGCUCUCCUUAAAAAAGUAAUUUCGAACAAGGAAGUACCAACUCAAUUUGAUGAUGACCAUGUGCUUGACUUAAUUCAACAGGUGCACAAUUUAUCCCACAAAGCAAAAGAUGGUGAUUUUGCGAAAACAUGUUGGAAAGCUGGAUUAUACUUAUUUAGAUCUUUAAUCCUGCGUUAUGAAGAAAAAGAAAGAAAAGUGUUGCCGACAAAAUAUUCAAAUCGGUCUAUUGAAAAGGCUGUCAAAAUUUAUGAAAAUUCAUACCAGGGAUGGAUGACAAGAUCCAAUUAUUUGACGAUUACGUCCUUCUCCGAGCUACCCAGUAUUCUUCCGCAAGUUCCGUGGUAUUUAUCCGAUAUAUUCUUUGGAUGUACUGAUCCCGGAACUGCCAAGAAUCCAAAACAAGUGAGGCUCGCAUAUGACAUUUCAAGGUUGAUCUUUAACUAUUUUGUGCCAAAGAAAAAACGGGGAUCUGCUGUUGUGGACAGUGUCAUAAAUAUAAUGAUAGAUAAAAUCAGCGUUUCUCUUGAAAUCACCCUCCAAUUUAUCUCUAGAGGAACUAAAUGCGGUGGGAAACUUUUUCAUUCUGAAAUCCUAGCGUCGAUAAUGAAAGAUGUGAUUUUUGCUAUCAAAAGAAUCAACGAGUACCGUUCAAAGAAGGAGAUAAUAACCUCGUGGAACACGGAGAAUCUUUUCCAAAUCCUUGAAAAAAUCCAGCAACUUCCAAAAUACAAGGCCUCACAAUCUAUUAGAAAUUU
This is a messenger RNA of Acaulospora morrowiae, 1081 nucleotides long. NCBI's taxonomy places the organism in Eukaryota, Fungi, Glomeromycota, Glomeromycetes, Diversisporales, Acaulosporaceae. The record is from the annotation of a GenBank genome assembly.